Mya arenaria is the source of this 1131-nucleotide messenger RNA. RefSeq names its product probable G-protein coupled receptor 139. The coding region runs from base 1 to 1131 and encodes 376 amino acids. The transcript has a single exon. Gene Ontology annotation, cellular component: plasma membrane. Gene Ontology annotation, biological process: G protein-coupled receptor signaling pathway. Gene Ontology annotation, molecular function: G protein-coupled receptor activity. The record is from RefSeq and is a predicted model, not a curated record. Lineage: Eukaryota; Metazoa; Mollusca; Bivalvia; Myida; Myidae.
AUGGAUGACAUACCAGAAUAUCGUCAUACGGUCAACAUUUGGAAGACCAUUCCUCCGAUAUUGUUGACGUUUGGGACCUUGGGCAACCUUCUGGUAAUACUCGUCCUAAGCCGGAAACGAAGUCGCUACUCGUCCACGGCCACAUAUCUUGUAGCCCUAGCCGUGUCGGACCUGCUGGUGUUGUAUUCUGGGCUGUUGCGUCAGUGGAUCAUUUACAAAUUCGACAUAGAUGUAAGGGAGUUGAGCAUUGCUGGUUGCAAGAUAAACAUUUUUCUCGUUUACUUUAGCACUCAAUGCUCGUCUUGGUUAUUGGUCGCCGUCACCUGUGAGAGGUUUAUAGGUGUCUGGUUGCCACAUCGCGUCAAGCAAGGAUGUACCCAGAAAACAGCGCUGCUGUUCGUUAGCAUAAUAGUUGUUUGCUUAAUGGCGCUCAACGCUCAUUGGUUUUAUGGUAUGGGGAAAUACACGAUUGUAUAUAACAACAGAACAUAUGUGUUUCUGUGUGAUUCAAUAUUUGACGAUUAUUACGACUUUCUUGGUUUAACCUGGCCUUGGAUAGAUUUAUCCGUCUUUUGUCUGGUUCCGUUUACAAUUCUCCUUAUUGGCAACGUGUCUAUUAUAAUUCGAGUUAUGAUAAGCAAGUAUAAAACGCGAGUUCAGAUUGCGCCAUCUAAUUUAACUAGCAAGAGAAAGGCGGAUGACAAAACGUCGCAGUUAACGGCAAUGUUAUUAACGUUAAACGCCGUGUUCUUCGUUUGCGCGACCCCAAUAUCGAUUUACUUACUUGGACAACGUUUCUGGAUCAAAAACAUUGAAACGUAUGAGGACCUAGCUGUAAUGAGAUUGUGGUGGGCCGUCGUGAAUUGCUUCAUGUAUCUAAACAAUACGUUGAAUUUUGUCUUAUACUUUUUGAGUGGGUCCCGUUUCCGAGAUGAAGUGAAGGCAUUAUUCCGUGGUGGACAAGGCAGGUCAGUUUUUGGGGGAUGGACUACCAGAAUUGGGCCUGGUUCAUCCAUGGGCUCAAAGAUGGGGCCUGUUAAGACAACCCCAACAGGAGAAACGACCAUAUCGCACGUCGUGGACCUAGAAGGAAAGGAAGUAAAAGGGCCAAAUUGUUCAACCGAGGCUUGA